AUGCAGCUCUACACUGCUGACCAAGUAUUUAAUGUAGAUGAGACUGGCUUAUUUUGGAAGAGGAUGCCCAACCAUACAUACCUUUCCAAGGAGGAGAAGUCAGUACCUGGCCAUAAAGAUGGUAAGGGGCGACUGACUUUACUUUUUGGAGCCAAUGCUAGUGGCGACUUGAAACUUAAGCCCUUGCUAGUGUAUUUGGCAGAGAAUCCCAGGCCUUUCAAGGGAAUUUUCAAGAGUCAACUCCCUGUCAUUUGGAAGUCUAACAAGAAGGCUUGGGUUACCAUGAUGGUCUUCAAAGAUUGGUUCAAUGACCACUUCGUACCAGCAGUGGAGCGAAGGACAAUACGCGCUGCUUUGAGGGCUAUCGAAGGUAACAAGGAGUUGACUUUGAAGCAGUUCUGGAAGGGCUACAAUAUCGCAGAUGCAGUCAGGAAUAUUGCAAAUGCUUGGGACAAGGUGAAGACAACCACUUUAAAUGGGACCUGGAAGAAACAGUGUCCACAGUUUUUGCACAGUUUUAAAGGAUUUGACCAGGCAGAAGAUGUCGAGGCUGUGACGAGGAAAAUUGUAGGGCUAAGCAUGAGGCUGAAACUAGAUUUGGAAGCUGAGGAUGUCAUAAAACUGCUAGCAUCCCAUGGAGAGGAGUUGUCAUCAGAGGACCUCAUUGAGCUGGAGCAGCAGAUGAUGGAGUUAGAGGUACCAGACCCAAAACCUAGGGCAUUAACUGUCAAAGGCUUGUCAGAGGGUUUUACUCAUUUGGAGAGAGCUUUGGCUUCUUUUGAGGGAGAAGACCCUAACAUUGCCAAGUUUGACAGAAUUCGGAGAGGGAUCCUGGAUUUGGUAACUUUUCAUAAGGAAACCCUGAAGGAGAAGCAGAUGAAGAAAAGUAUGCAGUCUAGGCUUGACACUUUCUUCAAGAAGUCUCCAGCACCACCUCCCACUCCUAGUCCUGAAGUGAUGUCAAAUCCAGAUCCCCCUGUACCUGGACCCUCCGUAGCAGCCCAUCCACCUCUAGAAUAUCUAGAUGUAGCCUCCUCAGAGCCAAAAUCGGUUGAUACUAUCACCAGUCCAACUCCAUCAGGCUACCUACACAUGCACAUCUCCAUCUCCCACAACCAAGCUAAUAGCUUUGAGACUCACUAA
This is a messenger RNA of Macrobrachium nipponense, 1143 nucleotides long. RefSeq names its product tigger transposable element-derived protein 1-like. The record is from RefSeq and is a predicted model, not a curated record. The coding region runs from base 1 to 1143 and encodes 380 amino acids. Gene Ontology annotation, cellular component: nucleus. The transcript has 5 exons. NCBI's taxonomy places the organism in Eukaryota, Metazoa, Arthropoda, Malacostraca, Decapoda, Palaemonidae. Gene Ontology annotation, molecular function: DNA binding.